Molecule: messenger RNA, 1495 nt
Organism: Phalaenopsis equestris
Lineage: Eukaryota; Viridiplantae; Streptophyta; Magnoliopsida; Asparagales; Orchidaceae
Product: IRK-interacting protein-like
Exons: 1
Coding region: 97-1431 (444 amino acids)
Biological process (GO): negative gravitropism; response to red or far red light
Source: RefSeq, a predicted model, not a curated record
UUAAAAGGCCCAGCUCCAACGUCGUCCUAUCUCUUAGACCCGGACGCUUUGCCCUAGGGCUCCCCUCUGUUUUCGUUCCAUUUUUCAUCUCCUAAAAUGGAUUAUAGCAUCUCGGCGCCGGCGCCGCCCAUUGGCCUCGCCGUUCUCUCAAAAACUUUCACCAAGCUCCUCCGCUUCCGCCAUGACAACUUCAACUCAAGCACAACUGCCCCCAUCACUGCCAAGGAAGAAUCCCUUUACAAUAACAAACAUUCCAGCGACAUCUCCCAACACGGCCAGAAAGAAAUAGAAUCAGUUGCAGCGAAAAUCUUCGCUGGAGUAUCUGCAGUCAAGGCCGCGUACGCCCAGCUCCAGCUCGCCCAAACACCUUACGACCCCGAUGCCAUUCAAUCCGCUGACCAAGCCAUUGUCACCGAGCUCAAGCGGCUUUCUGUUCUGAAACAGAGCUUUCUAAACAGAGCAGAGCACAGCCGGACCUCAAAAGGAGCUCAGCCAGAGCUCUCCUCCCAGGUCCAGGAGCAGCGUAACCUUCUCAAAACCUAUAAAAUCACCACCACGAAGUUGGAAUCCGAGCUACGGUCUAAAGACUCCGAAGUCCUUUACCUCCAAUCGGAGCUUCGCGCAGCUGAAAAGCGGUGUCGGGUUCUGGAAGCCCGACUCAGGCCCGGCCGUACCCUUGCCGCAUUAGAUGAGCUUCAUCUAACCGGCCUCAACCCCACCCACUUCCUCACCCUCCUCCGCUCUGCGGUCAAAUCCAUACGUUCCUUUGUCAAAAUCAUGACCCUCGAAAUGGAAUCCGCCGGGUGGAACCUUGACGCUGCGGCUAGCGCGAUCCAACCGGAUCUUCUUGGCCACUGUAAUUUAAAAAACAGAGUCUUUGCCUUCGAGUCUUAUGUCUCGCGGUUAAUGUUCUCUGAUUUCCAGAACCCCGACUUUAGCCUCGGAGGACCCGUACGUGAUCGCCAGGGGUUUUUCGCCGAGUUUAGCGAGCUUAAAUUUUUGAAGCCAAAACAGUGCAUUGAUACAAAAAUCCAAUUUGAGAAGUUUUGCAGGGUGAAGUAUUUGAGAUUGGUGCAUCCGAAGAUGGAAGCUUCGUUCUUUGGUGACCAGGAGCAACAGGUGGCGUUGAGCUCCAGCCAAGGGAUCCUUGAGACGGAUUUCUUCGAGGGUUUCUCGGAAAUGGCGAGGCGAGUUUGGCUUCUUCAUUGCUUGUUCUUUUCUUUCGGAACAGGAGAGAAAGCAGCCAUCUUUGAGGUCAAGAAGGGGAGCCGGUUCUCGGAGGUGUAUAUGGAGAGCGUUGCAGAGGUGGAACUUGGUGCUGAUCGCCGUCCGGCUGUGGGUUUCACGGUGGUACCGGGGUUUAAGGUGGGGAAGACGGUGAUUCAGUGCAGAGUGUAUCUGAUAGCUAGCAGCAGCAUACAGAAGGACUGAACGGUGGGGAUAUCACAUCAUUGGUUUGCGGGCCCGAUGCUUGUCCUCCGAUGUGUUGGUUCCG